GCUGUGGGGGGAACCCUGACCUCCCUUCUCCGUGUCGACGAUCGGUGGGGGUCGCCACCAGGCAAGUUAGCUCACCAGUGGGCGCCGCAGGCCGCGAUGCUACUCCGGGACCUGGUGCUGCGCCAUGGCUGCUGCUGGCCCUCACUUCUGCUGCACUGUGCGCUGCACCCACUCUGGGGUUUAGUUCAGGUGACGCAUGCUGAGCCCCAGAAGUCUUGCUCUAAGGUGACUGACAGCUGCCAACACAUCUGCCAGUGCCGGCCCCCACCCCCUCUUCCCCCUCCACCCCCACCUCCGCCACCUCCCAGACUACUCUCCGCCCCAGCUCCUAACUCUACCUCCUGCCCUGCGGAGGACAGCUGGUGGUCUGGUCUGGUGAUCAUCGUUGCAGUGGUCUGUGCCUCCCUGGUGUUUCUGACUGUCCUGGUCAUCAUUUGCUACAAAGCCAUAAAGAGGAAACCACUGAGAAAAGAUGAGAAUGGCACCGGUGUCGCUGAGUACCCCAUGAGCUCCUCGCAGAGCCACAAAGGGGUGGAUGUGAACGCUGCGGUGGUGUGAACCUGCAGGCCCUGGGACCCACUGGCCAGAAGGGCACCGUGGUGACACUGGUGGACAUGGAUGGCAGGUGGACAUGAGCUGACCCUGGGCCUGUCCAGGACUUCCUGCUUCUCAGGCCUCGAGCCUCCUGACAGAGAAAGCAUCCUCUUCCCGGGCUAUGGUCACCCCCGAGGGGUGCACCACCGACACCAGGCUUGAGCCAGGCUCCCCUGCAUGUGGCCCCUGAGCAGCACCACCACCCAGAGGUCUCCAUCCUCUCCUUGUCUCGCGUUGGGCACACCGACUGUCACCAGUUGCUCCUGAAAGCAUGUAUUCCAAUGAAAGCGGAGGGUCUACCCGUCUGCCUGGGGCAGAGAUAUCCCACUUUAGCCAGAAGCAAGGUGAUCCAGGGACUGCUCCCAUUCUGGAAGUUUCCCUCUCCUGCAGGAAACUCACCUGCUCCUCUGUGGACAUUCUUACAAAAGCCAUCACACAGCCAUGAGACAAAUGUCCCCUUCCAAAGGUGCUUCCCACACAUCUGUCCAUCACUGUAUCUGCCAUGGUCUUCCACCUCCACUGCCCGUGUCACCCUCCUUUGCCCACCCAGAGCCUAGCCUGUGACUCCUUACUGCAUGCCUGCCUGGGGGAGCAGUGAGCCCAGCCUACAUAGUCCUCAAGGAGUGAACUCAGUGUCUCCCAGACGCCCAGGCAGAGGGUGUCUCAAGAAAGUCAGAGGUUCCCUUUGCCACUCCGACAUCCCACCCCUGGCUCUUCAGGAAGCAUCAGUGUGAGCCAGACCCUGCCUCACCGGACAGAGGUCACAACUUGUGCCAAACCCGUAAGGGCACUCCGUGCCAGGCUGAUGCUGGUCUAGUGCUCUGUGACCCACGUACCCCCCAACGGUCCCCUGAAGCCUAAAUUUGGUACUCAGAAAGUUCCCAAGAGAAGGUAGCCUUCUGUGUGUCCCUAAAGUGGCUUUCUCUGUGGGCCAGAACUCUUAGGGCACCAGAGCCACCUGAGUGUGAGCAGAAGAGAAAGUGGGGAAGGAUCGGCUAGCCUUGAUAACCUCCCACCCACAGGCUCGGUUCCCUGGAGGCCACCCACACAGUGAGGCACAUCCCUUGACCCUUGUGAUUUUUGUAUCCCUUGCCCCUCCCCCCACCCCCCUCACCAGCCACAUGGCCUAGAAGGAAGCAAGCCUACGGGAAAGAAACACCCCCACAGUGUAGAGAUGUAGCUGGGUACAUUAGCCUCCUCUUCAACCACCAGAGAUCUCUGGUGAGUGUUUGUGCUACACGAGAAUUUCAAAGCCAGGUAAAACUGAUACGCAAGCCAGUCCUGUGUGGCUGGGUGCCCUGAAGCUGACCCUGUUCUCUGCCCCCGAGUCACUAGGUACGGGCUAAGGACAGUCCAGGGCAAAUGUCCUGUAAGUGACAUUUGCCCUCUUUUGCUUGAGGACAUGGCUUUGGGUUAGUUUUGAAUGUCCCCUUUACAGCCUUGUGCUCCGGCACAAGG
Mus pahari (shrew mouse) is the source of this 2052-nucleotide messenger RNA. It is a transcript of the gene Prima1, whose product is annotated as proline rich membrane anchor 1. The transcript is spliced from 5 exons. The coding region runs from base 97 to 558 and encodes 153 amino acids. The record is from RefSeq and is a predicted model, not a curated record. NCBI's taxonomy places the organism in Eukaryota, Metazoa, Chordata, Mammalia, Rodentia, Muridae.